AUGGAAAAAAAUGACAUAAACAAAUCAACAAAAAUUUUGAUCAAUAACAAAGAAAUAGACAGUAUUCAAAGUUUAACCACAAUAAAAAAUUACAUAAAAAUUUUUUUUGAAAAAACGUUUAUACAAAACUCGACAAGUAGUGAAACAUUCCAGUACAAAAGCAAAGCCUUGGAAAACACAUUCUGGUGCGCACAAAUAAUUUACACGAGAAUAAUUCUGUUGUCUUGCUUCUUCUCUUUUGUUGUAUCUUGGAAUCAGAAUGUAGCACUUAUCGGCAAGGACGGACUCACACCAGCAAGGGAAUACGUCAACAGAGUAUUUGAAGAGUUAAGGGGGGAAAAUGUAUGGACAAAAUUUCAGAAUUUUCACUCCCUUUUUUGGCUCCUUCCAGUUACCGAUUUUGUUAUUAACCUCUUGCCGCUCGUAGGCAUAAUGUUAAGUGUGGUUAGCCUUCUCCUGAACCGCAUAAACUUAGUGACUGUGGUACCUAUAUAUAUCAUUCUUCAGUCGAUUUAUAGCAUAGGGAAUAUAUGGUUUAACUAUGUAUUUGAAAUAGAGUUACUGGAAUUAGUGUUCCUAUGUUUGUUUGUUAUACCAUUAUGGGAAAACCCCUUAAAGAGUAAAUACUCGACAACUUGUUUAAUGAAAUACAUAUGUAGGUUUUUUGUAUUUAAAGUAUUGUUAGGUACAAGUUUAAUUCGAUUCAAGAAUAGCGAAUUAUGGAGUCGUUUGGAAGGAAAAUAUUACUUAUAUGAAACUCAGCCACUACCUUCCACUAUAUCAUAUUUAUUUCAUUCGAGUGUUCUAGUUAGUAAAUUGGACAACUUGUUUUGUAUAAUAUGUGAAUGUGUUUUCUCUUUUUUUGUUUUAUUUCCUAUUAGAUCUUUUCGGCUAGUUGGAGGUAGUGUCCUUUUUUUCUACUGCGUUUUAAAUUUUAUCACUGGAAAUUUUUAUUUAUUCUACCUGUUACUCCUAGCACCAUUGAUGUAUUGUUUUGAUGAUAAAGUUUUACUUCCUUUUUUUUUCAAGUCGAAACGAAAUGAAGUCCUUAAAGUAGUUAAGGAAAAAUUAGCAGAAAAGAAUAAGAGUCAGCGUUACUUUAAAAGUUUCAAUAUAUUUUAUUGUACUGGGGUUGGUGAAGAGGAGAUUAAUAAAAUUUAUGACUCGUACUUCAACAUCGACAUUGAACAUGAAGGAGGUAGGGCAGUAACGGAAGAGGAGUGUCUAAUAUCAGGAAAAUGCUCAAGUAGAGAAAUCAAUUUUUACAAUAAUAGUCAUAAUAAUAAUAAUGAAAACGAAAAUGGAAAUGCCAUCAUCAAUGUAAGUUAUAUCAUAAAUGUAAAAAACGACAUAUGUACUAUAUUUAAGUGGUUAAUUUUGCAAAAUGGGUUACAAUAUAUAAGAAGAAAUUACAACGUAUCAUUAGAAAUAAUUGUUCAUAUAUUUUGUUCUACGUUAGUUGUAAUCCUUACCUUUUUAUCCAUUGCAUACUGUAAAAAUAGCGCUUUAUUUUUCUACUCCUAUGUACUCCUUUUGACAAUAUAUAUGUGUUACUUAUUUUUAUAUACAAACAAUGUGUUAUCAUAUUUAAUUAGCCAAAUGGGUUUACUCAGUGGUUUACUACUAAUAUACUCUAACAUAAUUUUCUUUCAUGGUUUUGUUAAUUUAUAUUGGAAUUUUUUAUUUUUUAUUCAUUUAAUUUGUCUGCUAGUUUUAUCUCUUUUCUUUUUAAAUAAUCAAAGAUUCAUAUUUAAAUAUACAUUUCAAUAUUGCUAUUUUAUCCUAUUUGUUUAUUUUGUCUUUUUUUUUGUUCAUAAUGUGUUAUCACCUAAUCAAGUUAUGAAUGCUCAGUAUGGUUCCUUUGAAUGUAUGAAUGUAUAUGGAUCCUUUGGUCAAAUCAAAAAAGACAGAAGAGAAAUCAUCAUAGAGGGAACUACGUCCACAAAACUGGAUGACAACAAUACUGUUUGGAGUACAUACGAAUUCUAUUGUAAACCUGAUAAUGUACAUAAAAGUAUGUGUAAUUCGUUUCGUCUUCUUUAUUAUUUCCUCCCUGUUGUAUAUCUUGAUAGACUUGAUUGGCAAUUUCAUGAUAUGAGUAACAAAGAAGAUGAGACUAUUUUAGAAUCAAAAUGGUUUAAAAAAUUAUUAACCAAGUUAUAUAACAAUGAUAAGAACACCCUUUCAUUGUUAUAUAAAACUCCCUUCCAAAGGGGUGCAGUCAAAACACCUACAUAUAUCAGAGUGUUAAAUGAUGAAUAUAAGUUCGCUUCAAAAGGGGAAAAGGCGUGGUGGCAUGUGGUAUCCUCCACAGUUGUAGUAGACCCUCAUCAUAUUACACCCGCUCAAAUAAGCGGUAACACUAUUGGACAAAUUGGAAGAAAUGGGCAAAAUGGGCAAAAUGGGCAAAAUGAGCAAAAUGGACAAAAUGGGCAAAAUGAGCAAAAUGGGCAAAAUGAGCAAAAUGGGCAAAAUGAGCAAAAUGGGAAAGAGUCAGUUUUUACUAGCCACAGCCUAAUGAGUAGUAGUACACCCCGUAAGUCCAUUUUUAGGAAAGGGCCAAAGGAACCUAAUGAGGCGGUGGAGAAGCUAGAUAUGUAUGAGGAAGAAGAGGCGAUGAAGCAGCAGCAGGUGUAUGAGGAGGAGGCAAUGAAUCAGCAAGAGACGUAUGAGAAGGAAGCGAUGAAGCAGCAAAACAUUUAUGAAGAGAAGGCGGAACGAAGAACAGAGUUGCUCGGGGAAGGGAAUAUACCACAUGAAAAGAGAAAACAACUGGAGGAGCAAAAAGAUCAAUUCGAAGCGCAGAAAAGGGUAGAAGAAGCAGAAAGGGUUGAGAAAGAAAGGCAGUUUAUUGAGCAAAAGAAAAUGCAGCAAAUAAACGUGGAGGAGGAGGAGAAGCAGCAGGCAAGUGAAGAGGCGAAGAAGCAACAGACAAAUGACGAGUUGAAGAAGCAGACGAGUGACGAAGCCGAAGCGCAAAGGAGGGAGCUGCGUAAGAAAGAAGAAAUGCUAUAUGAACGGAAAAAACAAUUAGAGGAACAAAGAAAUGAGCUAGAAGCUAAGAAAAGGGAGGAGGCAGAAAGGAUUAAGAAAGAAAGGGGUUUCAUUGAAGAAAAGAAAUUACAACAAAUGAAAGUAAUUGAAGACGAAAAGAAAAAGUUGGAAGAGGAGAAAAAAAAGAGAGGAGAAAUGCAAUUCGAAGAGCAUCGAAAAAUAAAGGAGGAACAGCAUGAAAUAGAAAAGAAAAGAGCAUUCUUAGAGCAAAGGAAAAUACAAGAACUAAAAUUACUGGAAGAGGAAAAAAAAAAGUUGGAGGAGGAUAAGAAAAAUAUGCACGAAAAGAACGUUAAGGCACAUAUGCAAAUUGAAAGGGAAAAAGAAGAGUUAUUAAGGCUGCAAAGAGAAAUUAACUUUGAGAAGGAAUUACUAAAACGACAGGAGAGUGAAGAAGACAAAGAACUGAAUGAAAGACUAAGGAGAGAACUGCGCUCGAAAGUUAAGGGGGAAAAACCUAACUUAUCGAAGGAUGAGCAGAAUAGUAUAGCGAACGAUGCGCGGAAUGGUAUAGAAGACGAUGCGCACAAUGGUAUAGAGGACGAUGCGCACAAUGGUAUAGAUAACGCCGCAAGAAAUGGCACAGUGAACGAUGCAACGAAUGAUAUAGAGGAUGAUGGAACGAACUACUCGGCUGAUAAUACAAAAAGACAUGAUAAAUCUCAAUCAGGAGAAGCUUCUCAAAACGUAGAGGAAACGGACGAAGCUAAGUUAUUAUAUGAAACGAAUGACAACCAAAUAGAUGAAGAGUUAGGAAUCCAAUCAGAAGAAAUGAAUGCCAUUGAUGAAAUGCUACCAGAGCAAAAGAACAUAUCAGAAAUGAUGGAAACUGAACAGAAAAGGAUAAAAAAAGAGAUAAGUAACAAAUUAGACAAAAAGGAACAUAAGUUUGGAAAUGUUAGGGUCGAGGAGAGUAAUGAAAAUAAUGUGCUUGAAGAAGAAUUACAUAAACAUUUAGAUGGUGGAGACGAGGAACACAAAAAGGGGAAGAUACUCGAUGAAGUUAGGAAUGAAAAUGGUAUAAAUAAUGAGGAAGAUGACAAUAUUGAAAAACAAAAUACUUAUAGAUCAUAUACGGAUAAUAUAGAAAGAAAAAAUACUACUAAUACAACCUCUACUAAAUUUAUAGAUAACGAAAUAAAUGAAAAAUUAAAAAAAAUAGAAAAACAUAUGGCAAUACCUUCUCAUAUGGGAAAGUUUACUGUAGAUGAAAAAACCAAAAACGAAUUAGAUGAAGCAAUUAAAGAUUCAUACAAAAAACAUAAUUUACUAAAUAAGUACUCGGAAAAAAUGAAUAAAUUAGGCUUCUUUAAUCUUGGAAACAACCCACAUGGAUUUUCUGAAACUGACAAACUGAUAAAUAUUUUUCACAACACAGGAAAAACUAGUAACGUUUACCUUAUGGACGCAAUACGUGAUAGUGACAAUGGAGCGACCAUCACUGCUUCCAUGGGUGGUACUACCUCUGGAAUUACUACUAAUGAAACGUCUACUAGUGAUAGUGCUACUAAUUCUGCUUCCAAUUCCCUGAAUAGUAGAAGCACCUUUACGAGGACGACUAAAUAA
Messenger RNA from Plasmodium malariae, 4620 nucleotides. RefSeq names its product rhoptry protein ROP14, putative (gene ROP14). The transcript is spliced from 4 exons. The record is from RefSeq and is a predicted model, not a curated record. Gene Ontology annotation, biological process: protein maturation. Gene Ontology annotation, cellular component: endoplasmic reticulum membrane. NCBI's taxonomy places the organism in Eukaryota, Apicomplexa, Aconoidasida, Haemosporida, Plasmodiidae. The coding region runs from base 1 to 4620 and encodes 1539 amino acids.